CCGGAACCGGAGGUCCGCGCGCGGGGGAGGAGGGGGCGCGGCCGGAAGCGGAAGUAGCGGCGCGGCGGGAGAUUCAGGCGUGCCGGGCGGCGGCUCCGGCCCGGGCGCGGGCCCGGAGCAUGGUGCAGAUCGUCAUCUCCAGCGGUGCCGGCAGGCUGGCACAGUGGGUGCUGCUGGAGCUGCAGGGCGAGGUGGAGCCCCGGCAGAGCGGGGGGCUGGCAGGGAGCGUCCUGGGAGACCUGCACUACACCCACCAGGGCAUUCCCGUGCUCAUCGUGGGCCACCACAUCCUCUACGGGAAGGUGGUGCAGCUGGAGAAGCCGUUUGCCGUCCUGGUGAAGCAGGGAGCCGGCGAGUCCCAGCCCGCAGGGCCGCACGCCCGCUACACCGUCACCGCCCUCAUCAAAACCAAGCUCCUCUUCAAAACCCGCCCCAAGCCCAUCAUCACCAAUGUGCCCAAGAAAGUGUGAGAUCCCACAUCUGGGCUCCCAGGGCCCUUCCCAGAUCACUUGUCCCCCCCCCUUAAUGACUCUAUGUCUCAGAACAGCUGACCGCCAGGGUGCAAACUCAGCUGCUGUCCUAGGCGAGAUGGAUCCUGAGGGGCAGGAGCCUCCUCCGAGUCCUACCCUGUCCCCACACUCCACCCUUUCUCUGUGCAAGUGUUUAUUUUGACAAAUCCAUCAGCAUAUAAAAAACAGACUUUUCCAACGCAUGAAAAUAAACCACCUUGCAGAUUAAAAAAUAAAUAGAUUUACAAACAAUUUGCGAUCAGUAUGAAUACCAAAGAGCUACAAAAGUCUUUCUAAAAAACCUUGUAUUAAAUUAAACAAAAAAGCCAUCUAAA
Molecule: messenger RNA, 844 nt
Organism: Columba livia (rock pigeon)
Lineage: Eukaryota; Metazoa; Chordata; Aves; Columbiformes; Columbidae
Gene: CHTF8
Product: chromosome transmission fidelity factor 8
Exons: 4
Coding region: 120-470 (116 amino acids)
Biological process (GO): mitotic sister chromatid cohesion
Cellular component (GO): Ctf18 RFC-like complex
Source: RefSeq, a predicted model, not a curated record